Candida tropicalis MYA-3404 is the source of this 408-nucleotide messenger RNA. RefSeq lists its product as uncharacterized. The transcript has a single exon. Lineage: Eukaryota; Fungi; Ascomycota; Pichiomycetes; Serinales; Debaryomycetaceae. Bases 1 to 408 code for a protein of 135 amino acids. The record is from RefSeq and is a predicted model, not a curated record.
AUGGCGUUAGAAUUCAAUAAGACUCCAUGUUCGUCCUUAUCGAACACUCUAUUUGAGAUCAUCUCUUCUUGUUCGGUGGUUUCUUUCUCUAUGUUACUGCAAUUGAUGAACCAUCAUCUAUGUCAUAUCUCUAUAUCUACCGCAUACAUUGUCACAACGGUGCAUAUACAACUGUUCAGUUUACCAACCUGCUUUGAUCGUGUUCAUCCUCUAUCACAUCAAAUCAACGUGUCUGCGGCGUAUAUCAAUUUUUCCUAUUUAGUGCAUUUCUUUCUUUUUAAUAUUUUCCCUAGACGAGCAGAACAAAGGAGAGAGAGAAAAAAAUUUUCUUUUCUUUUCUGGCUGUUUCUUUUUUUUGUGUGUGCAUUGCAUCUCAAAACAGUUGUAAAAAAAAAAUUGCACAUAUAA